Messenger RNA from Marmota flaviventris (yellow-bellied marmot), 6928 nucleotides. It is a transcript of the gene Phf3, whose product is annotated as PHD finger protein 3. Gene Ontology annotation, cellular component: nucleus. The record is from RefSeq and is a predicted model, not a curated record. NCBI's taxonomy places the organism in Eukaryota, Metazoa, Chordata, Mammalia, Rodentia, Sciuridae. Gene Ontology annotation, biological process: DNA-templated transcription.
GCGCCGCCGCCGCACGCCGAUGGCUGCGGGGUCUCGCGGCGCCGCACGAUCUUCACGAGGCAAGCGAUCCUUGGGCCCAAGGCGGUGGCGGCUGCAACGAGGAUUAGGAAGGCGACGCGGAAGCCAGGAAUAGUGUCGUCAGCAGCAGCCGCUCGGUCCCGGGAGGAAAAGAGGCUGUGGCAACGACGCCGACGUCCUGCGCGUACCCCCCUCUCCGCGGCACCCACCGGGCCCCCUCCUCCUUCUCAGCGGCGGCGGCACGGCCACCAUCUUCCUCUUGCUGCCAGUGGUAGCGCUCGUCUGGAGGAGCUGGUUGUUGGUCUUGACGAUAUUAUGGAUGAAGGAGUUGUUAAAGAAAGUGGCAAUGAUACCAUUGAUGAAGAAGAAUUGAUUUUACCUAACAGGAAUUUGAGGGACAAAGUAGAAGAAAAUUCAGUGAGAUCACCAAGAAAAUCACCUCGUUUAAUGGCACAAGAACAAGUAAGAAGUUUGCGACAAAGCACUAUUGCCAAGCGUUCAAAUGCAGCACCUUUAAGUAGCACAAAAAAAGCAUCUGGGAAGACUGUAUCUACCCCUAAAGCAGGGGUGAAACAACCAGAUAAAUGUCAGAUUAAAGAAGAAGUUUGUACAUCACUAAAACCUGAGUAUCAUAAGGAGAAUAGAAGGAGCAGCAGACACAUUGGACAGAUUGAAGUGGUACCAGAAAUAUCAGUGUCUUCAGCUCAUUCUUCAGUGUCAUCUUGUCUUGAAAUGAAGGAAGAAGAUGGAUUAGAUUCCAAGCAUAAAUAUAAUAAUCAGGGAGAAGCAAAUGUGCCAUCUCAUGAAUUAAAUAGUCCACUUCUUUCAGAGACUUGUGUUAGUAUUGAAGAAAAGAAAAAUGAAGCUCUGAUGGAAGGUGAAAUUAAGACUGUUAGUAGCCCAUUGUUUCAGUUUUCAGGUAAAGAAGAUGAUGAACAGAAUGAUUCCAUUUCAGGUAAAAUGGAUGAGACUGUUGAAGAAAGGAGGGCAAAGGGAAAACUUGAACAAGAAUCAAAGGUGGUAGCAAAAUUAUCUCAUGAGGAUGACCAAAUUAUUGAGGAACCUGAAUCUUCUUCUGGUAUGUCUGGUGAUACUGCUUGUAUAGAUACAAAUAAGACAGAGAAGAACCUUGUAGAUUUGCCUAGUUCAGUGCAUAAAGUGACUGAAUGUAAUUUGGAAUUGAAGAAUACCAUGGAUAUUGUUGAUGAAGCUGAGAAUUCCCUUCAAAGAACUAAAGUGGAACCGUUAGGUUCUUGUGAAGACACAGAGUCUAAUGAUAUUCAGCUAAAGACCACUGAGUUUAAUAAAUCAAAUUCAGAGGUGGUUGAUACUAGUCCUUUUGAACCAGAAACUAAUAUUUUAGAAAAUACUAUUUGUGAUGUGCCUGACCAAAAUUCAAAGCUGUUGGAUAUUACUGAAAAUAUUAAAAUGGAGCCUCAUGAUACAGCAAACCUUCAGAAUGAUAGGAGCAGCCAGUCAAGUAGUGUAUCUUGCUUAGAGUCAAAAAACACAAAAUCCAAACACACAAAACCUGUAACUCAUUCUAAGCAAAACAUGACCACAGAUACUCCAAGGAAAACUGUUGCAGCAAAGCAUGAAGUAGUGCAUAAUAAGACUAAAGUUAAUGUUAAAAGUGUGAAACGAAAUGCUGAUGAACCAGAAUCUCAGCAAAAUUUUCAUAGACCAGUCAAAGUGAGAAAAAAACAAAUUGAUAAGGAUGCAAAGACUCAGAGUUAUAAUUCUGGGGCUAAAUCUAUGAAAAGCCAAGCUCAUUCUGUGUUGAGAAAAACAUCACAGGAUCAAAAUGUAGUGCAAACUUCCAAAUCUUUAACUCAUUCUUUGAGUGAUAAGCCUCUUCCUGGUCACCCUAGUUGCUCUAAAGAACCUCAUCAUCCUGCACAAACUGGACACUUACUACAUUCCAGCCAGAAACAGUGCCAUAAACCUCAGCAGCAGGUAUCAGGAGUGAAAAUCACUAGUCAUGUAAAAGAAGAGCUUGAACACCCAGGCCCUGAGCAUUCUAAGGAGGAUGAUAAACUGAAACUAAAAAAACCUGAGAAAAACCUACAACCUCGCCAGAGAAGAAGCAGCAGAAGUUUUUCUUUGGAUGAACCACCAUUAUUCAUUCCAGACAACAUAGCUACCGUAAAAAAAGAAGGCUCAGAUCAUAAUUCUUCAUUUGAAAGCAAAUAUGUAUGGACUCCCAGCAAGCAAUGUGGGUUUUGCAAAAAACCACAUGGCAACAGGUUUAUGGUUGGCUGUGGGAGAUGUGAUGACUGGUUUCAUGGUGAUUGUGUUGGGUUAAGUCUUUCCCAAGCACAACAAAUGGGAGAGGAAGACAAAGAAUAUGUGUGUGUAAAAUGUUGUGCUGAAGAAGAUAAAAAGACUGAGAUAUUAGACCCAGAUAUUUUGGAAAACCAAGCUACAGUUGAAGUCCAUAGUGAAGAUAAAACAAUGGAAUGUGAAAAGCUUGGGUUAUCAAAGCACAUGACAACAAAUGACAAAACCAAAUACAUAGAUGAUACAGUGAAGCACAAGGUCAAAAUUUUAAAACGGGAGUCUGGUGAAAGCAAAAAUUCAUCAGACUGUAGAGAUAAUGAAGUUAAAAAAUGGCAGCUAGCUCCUCUUCGAAAGAUGGGACAACCAGUUUUACCGCGGAGAUCUUCAGAAGAAAAAAAUGAGAAAAUGCCAAAAGAGUCUACAACUGUUAUUUGCACAGGUGAAAAAGCUUCAAAAUCAGGUACUCAUGAGAAGCAAGAGGUAAAGAAGAAGAAAGUUGAAAAAGGAAUGCCUAAUGUGCAUCCUCCUGCUGCUUCAACUUCCAAGCCUUCUGCAGAUCAGAUCAGACAAAGUGUCAGACAUUCUCUUAAAGAUAUUCUUAUGAAAAGACUUACAGACUCAAAUUUGAAGGUACCAGAGGAAAAAGCAGCAAAAGUUGCCACAAAAAUUGAAAAAGAGCUUUUCUCUUUUUUUCGGGACACAGAUGCUAAAUAUAAGAACAAAUAUAGAAGUUUGAUGUUUAAUCUGAAAGAUCCUAAAAACAAUAUACUGUUUAAAAAAGUAUUGAAAGGAGAAGUAACUCCUGACCAUCUUAUAAGAAUGAGUCCAGAAGAACUAGCUUCUAAAGAGUUAGCUGCUUGGAGACGAAGAGAAAACAGACAUACCAUAGAAAUGAUUGAGAAAGAGCAGAGAGAAGUUGAAAGACGACCAAUCACAAAAAUAACUCAUAAAGGUGAAAUAGAAAUUGAGAGUGAUGCCCCAAUGAAAGAACAAGAAGCAGUCAUGGAGAUUCAGGAAACUACAGCCACUAAGUCAUUGGAGAAGCCAGAGGGAUCUGAAAAACAAAAAGAAGAGCUUGAUUCCAUGUCUAAAGAUACCACUAGUCAACACAGACAGCAUCUUUUUGAUCUUAACUGCAAAAUUUGCAUAGGUCGAAUGGCACCACCUGUAGAUGAUCUCUCUCCAAAAAAAGUGAAAGUUGUUGUUGGAGUUGCUCGGAAACAUUCAGACAAUGAAGCAGAAAGUAUAGCAGAUGCAUUGUCUUCAACUUCCAAUAUUUUAGCUUCUGAUUUCUUUGAAGAGGAGAAACAAGAGUCUCCAAAAUCAACAUUCUCUCCUGCUCCACGUCCAGAGAUGCCUGGAACUGUUGAAGUUGAGUCUACCUUCCUGGCUCGAUUGAACUUUAUCUGGAAAGGUUUUAUCAACAUGCCUUCUGUGGCAAAAUUUGUUACCAAAGCCUACCCAGUGUCUGGCUCCCCUGAAUACUUGACAGAGGAUCUCCCAGAUAGUAUUCAAGUAGGUGGCAGGAUAUCACCUCAGACAGUUUGGGAUUAUGUGGAAAAAAUAAAAGCAUCAGGAACCAAGGAAAUUUGUGUGGUUCGCUUUACACCAGUAACUGAAGAAGAUCAAAUUUCUUAUACUUUGCUGUUUGCGUACUUCAGUAGCAGAAAGCGCUAUGGAGUAGCCGCUAACAACAUGAAGCAGGUUAAAGAUAUGUACCUUAUUCCUUUGGGUGCUGCAGAUAAAAUUCCACAUCCUCUUGUGCCUUUCGAUGGACCUGGGCUUGAGCUACAUAGACCUAAUCUAUUGUUGGGCUUAAUUAUUCGUCAGAAGCUGAAGAGGCAGCAUAGUGUUAGUGCUGGAACGAGUCAUAUAGCUGAAGUUCCUGAAAAUGUACCUAUAGCCUUGCCACCUGACAAAAAAAGUAAAAUAGAAACUUCUACAGAAGAAGCACCAGAGGAGGAAAAUGACUUUUUUAAUUCCUUUACAACUGUAUUACACAAGCAAAGAAAUAAGCCUCAGCAGAUUCUUCAGGAAGACCUUCCAACAGCAAUUGAACCUUUAAUGGAAGUCAGCAAACAAGAGCCACCCAAACCAUUAAGAUUCCUUCCUGGGGUGUUAAUUGGCUGGGAAAAUCAACCUUCUACUCUUGAAUUAGCAAAUAAACCUCUUCCUGUGGAUGAUAUUCUUCAGAGCCUUUUGGGCACCACUGGUCAAGUUUAUGAGCAGGCUCAGUCAGUGAUAGAACAAAAUACUCUUAAAGAAAUUCCCUUUAUAAAUGAGCAAACCAACCCAAAAGCAGAGAAAGCAGAUAAAAUGGAAGUAACUGAUGGAGAAGUCAAGGAAGUAAAAGUUAAAGUAGAUAAUCUUUCAGAAUCUACAAGUAAUUCACUAGUCGGGGGAGAAGAAGCAUCAUUAGUGGGAUCCUCUUCUGUUUCUCCAGGGCCUUUGACAAGUCUUAGUCUCAGAGGUAAACCACCAGAUGUUUCUACAGAAGCAUUCUUAACAAAUUUAUCAAUUCAGUCAAAACAAGAGGAAACUGUGGAGAAUAAAGAAAGAACAUUAAAAAGACAGUUGCUCCAAGAUCAGGAGAAUAAUUUGCAAGAUAAUCAGACUUCUAAUAGUUCUCCGUGCAGGUCUAAUGUAGGGAAAGGAAAUGUAGAAGGUAAUGUGAGUUGCAGUGAAACACUUGUUGCUAAUACAACAAGAUCCCCCCAGUUUAUCAAUCUGAAAAGGGAUCCUAGGCAAGCAGCAGGACGGAGUCAGCAGAUAACUGCUUCAGAAAGCAAAGACGGAGAUAGUUGCCGGAAUGGAGAAAAAAACACCUUACCUGGUGUGUCACACAACAAGGAACACUUAGCAGAACAAAUCAAUGUGGAGGAAAAAUUGUCUUCUGUAGAGAAAAUCUCAUGUGUUCAGCAGAAUGAUAAUUCAAAGGUUGCACAGGACUCAUCAUCAGUAGAAAACUUACCUUCUUCCAAAGCAGAACAAGCAAAACCCGUACAGGAGGAUAUUUUAACACAAAAUAUUGAAACUGUACACCCAUUUAGAAGAGGAUCUGCUGCAACGACUUCUCAUUUUGAAGUUGGAAAUACAUGCCAAUCUGAAUUUCCUUCUAAAAGCAUCAGCUUUACCUCUAGAAGCACCAGCCCCAGAACAAGUGCAAACUUUUCACCCAUGAGGCCACAGCAGCCAAACCUUCAGCAUCUGAAGUCUAGCCCUCCUGGAUUUCCAUUUCCAGGGCCUCCUAAUUUUCCUCCACAAAGCAUGUUUGGAUUUCCACCACAUUUACCACCUCCGUUACUUCCUCCUCCAGGCUUUGGCUUCACUCAAAAUCCCAUGGUUCCCUGGCCACCAGUUGUUCAUCUCCCAGGACAGCCACAACGUAUGAUGGGUCCCCUUUCACAAGCAUCAAGAUAUAUAGGCCCGCAAAAUUUUUACCAGGUUAAAGACAUUCGGAGACCAGAAAGGCGUCAUAGUGACCCUUGGGGCAGGCAAGACCAGCAACUGGAUAGGCCAUUUAAUAGGGGUAAAGGGGACCGCCAGAGAUUUUAUAGUGAUUCACAUCACUUGAAAAGAGAGAGACAUGAAAAGGAAUGGGAACAAGAAUCUGAAAGGUACAGACGCAGAGACAGAAGCCAGGACAAGGACAGAGACAGGAAAAGCAGGGAGGAAGGGCACAAAGAUAAAGAGAGGGCACGGUUAUCACAUGGUGAUCGAGGAGCAGAUGGAAAAGCAAGCAGAGAUAAUAGGAAUGUAGAUAAGAAACCGGACAAACCUAAAAGUGAAGACCAUGAAAAGGACAAAGAACGAGAGAAAAGUAAACAUAGAGAAGGGGAAAAGGACAGGGAUAGGUACCACAAAGAUAGGGACCACAACGACAGAGCUAAAAGCAAAAGGUAAAAUUUGCAGGCUGCUUCAAGAUUACAUUUAAAUAACUGUUAAAUGUUGUAUCUUUAUAAGAUUGCCUGCUAGGAUUGUGCCAUCUUUAAAAUUUUUACUAUUGGUGGUUUGCAGAAUAAUAAAUUCUGUGUGUUGGUACAGAGUGCUCUGUGCCAGUACUCAUCAUCCCUUUCUUCAUACAAACUGACCCUAGUUAUAGGAAUUUAAUAUUUUUAAAGUUUUACAUUGCUGUAUAUUCAAAGAUUUGUUUUAUUAAUAUGCAAUAAAGGCUUAGAAAUUUUAGUUUUUAUUCCUUAAUUGGUAAAUAUGGUUAACUAUGGAAUAUAUUUACUGCCUCUAGUGAAUGUCCUUUAUAUAAUGACUAAUUUGAGAGUAAUGUGUGCUCUGUAACUUUGUUUUAAAUUGCACUGUUUUUAAAGAAACUGUAGAGGAGCAACAAAAAGCCAAGCAAGUUCAUAAUCAGAUUGUACUAAUCAUUUAAUGGAGCAGUUUUUGACUGAGAAAUCAGAAGUCUAAGGAGUACUUUCAUUGCUUUAAUCUCAUUGAAGGCAUUUAUUAUUACAUACUACAGCUUUGUUGUAGGCUAUUAUUUUCCUUUUCAGCUCUUCAGAAACUUGAAUACUUAAGCUUGUACAUGAUCUUGUGUUUUGCUAUCCUUUUUACUGUAAAAUGUAAAUAUUUUAAGGGAUAUUUUGAUUCUAAAUAUGAUAAAAGAAUUUCUCACCUA